CACUCACCACUCUAAGCUACUCUCUCUCUCUCUCUCUCAUGACCAGAAGAUUUUGUUUAUUUAAAGUCCCACUGAGAGAAUCAGUGGCAUUUGUCUGCAACAUUCUCAUCCACAGCCCAAUUUCUCCAUUUUUAAGUGUUCUUUUGGAUUCUCACUCUCAGGGUGGCUUUGUGGAGGGUUAUCUUCUGGUUCUAUCUUCGUUGCCUGCGAUUUCUGGUUCGUUAAGAGAUUAGGCCUCUGCUCUCUCCGCAGCGACAAUGAGAGGACGGAGAAACAAACCGCCAUUUCAUUUGCCAUUCAUUUUCUUGUUCUUGUUUUUCCUCACUCUCUCAUGGGUUCCCCAACGGAUUUGCCAGCAACCAAUCAAAACCGUCGUGGUUUUGGUGAUGGAGAAUCGUUCCUUCGAUCACAUGAUUGGAUGGAUGAAGAAAUCCAUCAACCCCCAAAUCAAUGGCGUCACUGGAGACGAAUGCAACCCGGUUUCAACCAAUAACUCGAACCCGGGAACCAUUUGCUUCUCCGAUGAUGCCGAGUUCGUAGAUCCAGAUCCGGGCCACUCCUUUGAAGACGUGUUGCAGCAGGUAUUUGGCUCUAAUUCCAUUCCCUCCAUGUCUGGCUUUGUGGAACAGGCGCUUUCAAUGUCCCCAAAUCUCUCAGAAACUGUCAUGAAAGGCUUCAAACCAGAAGCUGUGCCCAUUUAUGGAGCUCUGGUUCGCGAAUUCGCUGUAUUUGAUAGGUGGUUCUCUUCAAUUCCUGGCCCAACUCAACCCAACAGGCUCUUUGUUUAUUCUGCAACCUCUCAUGGCUCAACAAGCCAUGUGAAGAAGCAAUUAGCUCUCGGUUAUCCCCAGAAAACCAUAUUUGAUUCACUUCACGAGAAUGGUCACGACUUUGGGAUUUACUUCCAGAACAUACCCACUACCCUGUUUUACAGAAACUUGAGGAAAUUGAAGUACAUUUUCAAGUUCCAUCAGUACGAUUUGAAGUUCAAGAAGGAUGCUAGAAAUGGGAAGCUCCCCAGUUUAAGUGUGAUUGAGCCGCGGUAUUUCGAUCUAGUGGGGUUUCCUGCAAAUGAUGAUCAUCCAUCCCAUGAUGUCGCAAAUGGCCAAAAACUGGUGAAAGAGGUUUACGAGACUCUGAGGGCUAGCCCACAAUGGAAUGAGACCCUUCUCAUAAUCACUUACGAUGAGCACGGUGGAUUCUUUGACCAUGUCAAGACUCCUUUUGUCAAUGUCCCUAAUCCUGAUGGAAACACAGGCCCUGCUCCCUAUUUCUUCAAGUUCGAUCGGCUCGGCGUCCGCGUGCCUACGAUUAUGGUCUCGCCCUGGAUUAAGAAAGGGACUGUAAUAAGCAGUCCCAAUGGACCUACGCCAAACUCCGAGUUUGAGCAUUCCUCAAUCCCUGCUACCAUAAAGAAAAUAUUCAACCUCUCCUCCAACUUCCUGACUCACAGAGAUGCAUGGGCUGGGACAUUUGAGCAUAUUGUAGGGCAAUUAACCUCGCCAAGAACCGAUUGCCCAGUAACCUUGCCAGACGUGACACCGCUGAGGAAAACAGAGGCAAAUGAAAACAGUGGACUAUCUGAGUUUCAGAGUGAGGUGGUUCAGUUGGCUGCUGUGCUGAAUGGUGACCAUUUCCUGAGUACAUUCCCAAAUGAAAUAAGCAAGAAGAUGAGCGUUAAAGAAGCACAUGACUACACUAGAGGGGCUGUUGCCAGGUUCAUCAGAGCAAGCAAAGAGGCCAUCAAGUUGGGUGCAGAUGAAUCUGCCAUUGUGGACAUGAGAUCUUCCCUUACUACAAGAUCCUCAAUGCACAACUAAAUUUAUUCUUCUUUUGGUAUAAAACCUACACAGCAACAUAGAUUCUUAUUCCUUACUAGCUACAUUUUAGAGAUGAGAGCAAGUGUAAGUGUAACUAUAUCUCAUAAGCUUAAGCUAUAUGGUGAUUUUGUGUGCAUUCAAAUGUUUCGUGUCUAAAAGGUUUUUGUAGAUCACUUCUAAGAAAAACUCAGGCAAUCAGUAGUGCUUUCAUUGAAAUAGUAACUGAUUUUCUUAAA
This is a messenger RNA of Momordica charantia (bitter melon), 2056 nucleotides long. It is a transcript of the gene NPC6, whose product is annotated as non-specific phospholipase C6. Lineage: Eukaryota; Viridiplantae; Streptophyta; Magnoliopsida; Cucurbitales; Cucurbitaceae. The record is from RefSeq and is a predicted model, not a curated record. Gene Ontology annotation, molecular function: hydrolase activity, acting on ester bonds. Gene Ontology annotation, biological process: phospholipid catabolic process.